Molecule: messenger RNA, 3003 nt
Organism: Platichthys flesus (European flounder)
Lineage: Eukaryota; Metazoa; Chordata; Actinopteri; Pleuronectiformes; Pleuronectidae
Exons: 1
Coding region: 196-1401 (401 amino acids)
Biological process (GO): DNA integration
Molecular function (GO): nucleic acid binding
Source: RefSeq, a predicted model, not a curated record
CCUCGUCUCGAGUUCUCUUCCUCAGCACAGGCAGCAGAGCUCAUCGCACUCACGGAAGCAUGCAAACUGGCUACUGGUAAAACACUCACAGUCUACACUGACUCCAGAUAUGCGUUCGGUGUAACUCAUGAUUUUGGUGCCCUUUGGCAACACAGAAACUUCCUCACACAUCCUCUGGUAAAAAGAUAGCACACCAUGGUCUCAUCACAGAUCUUCUAUCUGCCAUUUUGCUCCCAAAAACGGUGGCUGUAUGCAAAUGUGCUGCACACACACGUGCUACGGAUGUGGUGUCUCGGGGAAACGCCAAAGCAGACACAAUGGGCUAAAGCUGCAGCUCGCUUACCACCUCCUCUUUCAAACAAACAAUUGGCUGCACUCACAUCUGACAUGUCCUCCUCUCUUUCUGCAGUACAGUCCACUGCUACUUCUCCUGAGAUCUCCCUAUGGAAGAAGUCCGGUGCUAUGUUCCGAGCUGGUGUGUGGUAUGGUCCUGACAACAAACCCUGUUUGCCAAAACAUUUCUUUCCCCAUUAUGCUAAGUUAUCUUAUGGCAAAGAUCACACAUCUAAAAUGGGGAUGUUAUCUAUGAUAUCAGAACAUUGGUUCACGAAAGGUUUCUCCACCUAUGCUCAAAAGUACUGUCAGGCAUGCGUAAUCUGCGCCACACACAACGUUGGCAGGCCAGUGGCUGUAACCAGCCAGGCAGCUCACCAACCACCUACUCGACCUUUUGAACAUCUGAUGAUGGACUUCAUAGAGCUGUCACCAUCAGAAGGUAAAUCUCACUGUUUAGUGAUGGUCGACAUGUGGUCAAAAUGGGUUGAAGCUUUCCCUGCCUCAAAACAAACCGCAAGUGUGGUCACCAAAGCAUUGUUAAGAGACAUUAUUCCACGAUGGGGAAUUCCUAGCAGGAUUUCCAGUGACAACGGCAGACACUUCGUAAACGAAGCUGUCAAACAACUCGGUUCUCAUCUAGGUAUGGAUGUGCGAACACACUGUGCAUAUCAUCCAGCCAGUGGUGGAGCUGUGGAACGAGAGAACGGCACACUCAAAACUAAACUUGCAAAGUGCUGUGAAGACACAGGUCUUGCAUGGACAGAAGUCCUGCCUCUGGUGCUGAUGUACAUGAGGAUGAGAAAACGAACAAGGUCUAAUCUUUCACCUUAUGAGAUUCUUUUUGCAACUCCUCCCCACAUUGGUGUGGCUCCUCCAUCUUCUCCGCUUCCAUCCACAGACUUGUGUGAUGAUAACAUGUUGUCUUAUUGUGCUAACCUAACUUCGUCUCUUUCAGACAUCAGGAGACAGGUGACCUCCUCCCUUCCUCAUCCAGCUACUGAACCGCUUCAUAACCUCCAGCCAGGCGACUUCGUGGUGGUCAAGGACUUCCGGAGAAAGAAUUAGCGCUCACGCAGGUGGCAAGGGCCUUACCAGAUACUGCUCACAACCUACACAGCCGUGAAAGUUGCUGAAAGAGCCACCUGGAUCCACGCCAGCCAUUGCAAACGAGUACCAUCUCCAUCGGACCAGCUGACGCCUUCAACUGAAAGCACACACACUGAUACUCUCCCUCCAGCUUGCGUAUGUGUUUCUUAGUGAUUUCACUAGACAAAAACAGCUAUUGCAAUUAUCCUUUCAACUUCAUAUUUUAUGAUGCCUUAAUUUAAAUCUCUGAAUUUUUAAGGUUGAUGUGUUACUUUAUGAAGUUUGUACAUACUUAAUAAUAUAUACAUACCACUUCUGUCCGUCCUGGGUGAGGAAUCCCUCACAUGUGGCUCUCUCUAAGGUUUCUACUUAUUUUUCACCCUGUGAAAAGGGUUUUUUGAGUAGUUUUCUUCCUUACGCUUUAUGAGGGUUAAGGGCAGAAGAUGUCACCCCAUGUUUAAGGCCUAUGAUAUUUUCAACCUUAGAUAUACUUUAUGUUGACAUUUAACGUUUUAUUACAUUUUAAUAUGAGUUACUUUUGCCAAUCAAUACAGUAUGUUACAUUUUGAUAAUGGUUAAUGAGAAAAUGAUUUUGUUUGACCUGAUUUCCUUCCAUAUUUUUUCAUUUUAAACGCUUGCUCCAUUACAGGAAAAUAACUUUUUUGGUUUCCUUUCCGCAAAAACAGCAACAGCUACCUAUUGUGGCCUCAUCGCCAGUGACUCUGUAUAUAGGAUUGCAGAUUCUAUGAUUUUCUUCUAUGAUUUGAUGUUUGUUACUGAUGUUGAUUAUGAUGUUUCUUGAUUAUUUUUCGUUAGUGAUCAUAUUUUUUAUUGAUGAUCAAAUGGGGGAGUGUAAUGGAAAAUAUCACUGACCAGUGUCUAAGGUAUUGGAAAUCCCCUUACUAAGUAUCUCACUGCUGUGAUACUGUCUACCUGACAGGAUGGAACCCUUAUUUGGUGAUGUUUUUCUUUAAUUGGUACCAGGGACGGUAGGGUGAGGUUUUUCAUCUAACUGGUACCGGGGACGGAAGGACACAGCAGAUAAGAUAGAGGAUGAUCUCGUGUCUUUCAUGUCUUCUUUUUUUUCAUAUCAUGUCUUAUGAAACGCCUCUUUGUAUAAGUUCUGGCUUCUGUGAACUUACAGUCAGUUGUUCCAUUUUGAGCACCCGUGCUCGCUGUGUAAACUCUGCAGAGCUUAUUAUUAUAAAGACUCAAAAGCAACUCCGGUCUGAGAAUUUCAUUAUUUCAAAUCUCAAGAUGAAUUUCCAUCACAUUAGUUACUUUUAUCAUCUAGAGCAUUGGUCGCCAACCCUUCCAUUGUGAUCUACCAGUCGAUCUCGCAGUCUUCACUGUCGAUCCCUGAACUCUCUGAACUCACUGUAAAUCAGCUGUGUGUCUGUUGUCUAUUGUUCAGACAGCAGAGUGUCUGCUAUUGGAGCUGCUGGUUUAUAUACUGCAUUGCCUUCGAAACAGGUUGUGUUAUGUACUAGACUAAACACCAGGACACUAUAGUGUGAAGACGCGCAUCUUUCGGUCUCAUGAUAAGAGUGUUGGAAAUACGUUUGUGUCAUAGAAAGAUAA